This is a messenger RNA of Micropterus salmoides (largemouth bass), 4410 nucleotides long. RefSeq names its product probable nuclear hormone receptor HR38. Gene Ontology annotation, molecular function: RNA polymerase II cis-regulatory region sequence-specific DNA binding; zinc ion binding; nuclear glucocorticoid receptor binding. NCBI's taxonomy places the organism in Eukaryota, Metazoa, Chordata, Actinopteri, Centrarchiformes, Centrarchidae. The record is from RefSeq and is a predicted model, not a curated record. Gene Ontology annotation, cellular component: transcription regulator complex; nucleus. Gene Ontology annotation, biological process: regulation of transcription by RNA polymerase II; cellular response to corticotropin-releasing hormone stimulus. The transcript is spliced from 7 exons. Bases 140 to 1915 code for a protein of 591 amino acids.
CGUUGGUCUGACCCAGUGUGUGUGUGUGAAUGUGUUUGAAUGAGUGUGUGACAGCAGCUGGCGGAGGUGACAUUCAUCAGUUUCACUCGUUUGGAAUAAAUGAAAAGCUACAAAAUCUGGAUAUUUACAUGAACCGGAGAUGCCCUGUGUACAAACCCAGUAUGCAUCCCUGCCCCAUGACACCUACUUCAGCUCUGAGUUCUUGAACGCUGACCUCAGUGCCAAACUGAUGAUGGACAUAAGUGGCCAAAAGGACCAGCUGUCUACGUCUUCGUUGCCCAGCAUCAACACCUUGGUGGGAAAUGGCUACAUGGGGGAGUUUGAUGCUUAUUCCUGCAAGAUUACCACCUCUCCUCCUGCCUCUACAGUUUCAUUCAGCCACGAUGCGGUAGCUGAAAGCUCCUGCCCUCAGAUGCAGAGCCAAGCCUUCAAGCUGGAUGAUCUCCAGGUGUAUGGCUGUUACCCAGGAUCCUUUGCGCUCAGCUGCCUUGAUGAAACACUGUCGUCAUGUGGCUCUGACUACUAUGGCAGCCCAGUUUAUGCCGCUACUUCUCCUGCAACGCCGGGCUUUCAGUCCCAGUCUGCACCUGUCUGGGAUUCCCCUUUCAGUCCCUACCCCUCAGCCCCCCAGUCCUCUGUGGCUGAUAAGGCCGCCAUGGCCCAGCAGCUCUCCUUUUUCACCUUCAGCCCGGCACCAGGGCAGCUGUCUCCCCUUGGGCAGCAUCAGGACGCUCUGCCAGGCCACGAAGACCCUUUCUUCCUGUCUCCUCAGCAGCAUGUCUCUCCUAUUCAUUGUCCCCCCAUGUCCCUGGAACACGUACCACUGGAAAGCCCCAGGAUGCUGGAGGGAGCCAUGACGUCUCCUAAAACCCACAACCCAGGAUCCAGUGAGGGCCGCUGUGCAGUUUGUGGUGACAAUGCAUCCUGUCAGCACUAUGGAGUCCGCACCUGUGAGGGCUGCAAAGGUUUCUUCAAGAGAACUGUACAGAAAAAUGCAAAGUAUGUGUGCCUCGCCAAUAAAGACUGUCCAGUGGACAAGAGGAGGAGGAACCGCUGCCAGUUCUGCCGUUUCCAGAAAUGUCUUGCAGUGGGAAUGGUCAAAGAAGUUGUUCGAACAGACAGCCUCAAAGGUCGCCGAGGUCGCCUGCCAUCCAAACCCAAGACUGUGGCUGAGGCUUCAUCCACGACCCCCAGUGUCAACAUAAUAGCCUCUCUUGUCAGAGCUCAUUUGGACUCAAACCCAACCCUUGAAAAGCUUGACUACUCCAAGUACCAGGAAACAGUGGACAACCUGAAAGAAAAGGAGGAUGCCGGCGAUAUCCAGCAGUUUUAUGACCUGCUGACCAGUACUUUGGAUGUGAUAAGAAACUGGGCUGAAACCAUCCCAGGGUUCACAGAUUUCUGCACAGAGGACCAGGAGCUGCUCCUCGAAUCUUCCUUUGUUGAGCUCUUCAUUCUGCGACUUGCAUACAGAUCAAAUCCUGAGAAGAACAAGUUGAUCUUCUGUAACGGUGUGGUCCUCCACCGACUGCAGUGCGUUCGCAGUUUUGGUGACUGGAUUGACUCCAUCAUGGAUUUCUCCCAGAACCUUCACCGCAUGAACUUAGAUAUUUCCUUGUUCGCUUGCCUCUCAGCGCUAGUUAUCAUCACUGAUCGCCAUGGCCUCAAAGAGCCCAAACGGGUAGAGGACUUUCAGAAUCAUCUCAUCACUUCUUUAAGGGAACACAUGAGCGGAAAUGGAUCAGAAUCAAGCCAGACCCAGCCCAACUAUCUUUCCCGUCUUCUGGGCAAACUCCCUGAACUGAGGACUCUCUGCACACAAGGCCUACAGCGCAUCUUCUACCUGAAACUGGAGGAUUUGGUGCCCCCUCCACCUAUAGUGGAGAAAAUCUUUUUGGAUACUCUGCCGUUCUGAAAAAACAUGAAAACAAACACGUUAUUUGUAAAGACAAAAAUGACAGACUAAAAGAACCCAAUGUGAGGUUUUAUCCUUGGACUCUACUGGUUAACAUCCUUCUUUCACACUGACUGUGCUGACAAAUGUCUGACAUUGUUCAAGAGACCAUUAUUUUUCUAAAAUCAAGUUUGAAUAUGGUACCUUUGUGAGUACUGCAGAAAGACUGAUAUUAGUUCAGUGAAACUGUCACAGACAGAGCUGAAAUGGUAUUAACAGUUCAGGACACAGUUUAUAUAUAUUUUGUGUGCAUUUGCAAAAUGACUUCAUUGCUGUGCUAAAUGUGUGAAUGUUGUCUUGCUACGCAACUAGUAAGACAUGGAUCCUUGGUGAGAUGCAAUGCAGUGAUACAUACUCGUAAUUUUCUUUAAAAAAACUAAACACACUAAUCUUUGAAAAAGCAUGUUUUUAAAGUUGAUUUUUGAUCCCACUAAGGUGCUGAGGUAGUAGACUGUUAAAUUUGAAAAGGCAGGCAGAACCACACCUCCUGUUUCUUUGAAGGACUGUGGAGUCCUACUCAAAAGAGAAAUGUUUACUCAUUUCUCUUUUGAAGAUAGUUUUAGUCCUAAUCGUGCUCCUGUGAAAGGUCUCGGACCAAAGUUUACUCUUAUUUUGAUACUACCAGUUACAAACCUUAUUGCCUUAAGCUUAACAAAAUGUUCUGCCAUAACUCUUGUGCUGCCAUUUUGCAACACCUCAUAAAGGCUGAUGCUGGCAGCGUUCCAGUGUUCUGCAUGUCCAUGUAAUAACAAAUUUUUUGGCCUUUUAAGAACAAAAAUGGACUUGCUGAAUGAAAAUGCAAAGUGCCUUUUAUAAAACCUUAGUCCUAGAACUAUAAUAAGUGACACUAAGUGAAUUUCAUUCCAAAUAUCACACACAGUGAGCCCCAUUUAUGACAGAAGUGAAAUAAUCAAUUCCAAUGUCAUCGUCACAACUCAUUUCAUCCUCGACUGAUGAAUAUAACUUCAGGUCUGUGCCAGCUUUUGAUACGAAGUGCCUGAAGGAUGCAAUUGUCAGUACAGUUUGACAAAGAGGAUACAAUACUUGAACACGCACUGUUGAACUGGAAGGACAUCAAGUGAUGACAGGUGGUUUAAGAUCUACAAGAACUGUUCACAUGUUUUUGAGGCAGUGAAAUUCAUAUCUACAGUGACACCGUCCAGCUUAGAGACUUAAUUAAGUUAAAUCUUUUUGUAUCCCCGAUUAGAUACAGUUUACCCUUUCUAUGAUUAUUUACCCAACAGUGCUUGAAAAUCCAAAUUCACUCUGUCUUCAUGAAAAACCCUCCUACCGUCUUCCACAUUCUUCUGAAUUGAGCAGUUUUUCUAUAUGUUGGAUUUAUUUUUUAUUUUCAUCUCAAAAUGGACUUCUGAAGAAAUCACAGUGAAAUGUGACAAGAAGAUGAGCAGCUAAGAGCACAAACAGUGUUCAAACAGUUUGAAGAAUACUUAUUUAUCCUACUCUAUGUGUUUUCUUUGGGCCAUGUGUGUGUGUGGACUAUGAAAUUACUGCCAGGGCUUUUGUAAAAUGGUGCAGGAGUAUUAAAAGAGAAUAUUUGAUAUUAAAUCUUUUUGAAAAUAUCAUUGGUUGCCAUUGUUUAAAGUAACCUGUCCAGGGUGUACUCCGCCUUUCGCCUGAUGUCGGCUGGGAUUGGCUCCAGCCCCCCGCGACCCUGUACGCAGGAUAAGCGGUUGACGAUAGAUAGAUGGAUGGAUGGAUUAUGUAGAAAUUGUACCUUCAAAAAACAGCUUCAAAAUCAUUUUCAUGAUACACUGACUUGUAAUAGGGAGAAUGACUACUCUCCCUCCAGGCCCGGAGAGCCUGGUUUUGCACUAUGUAGCAUUGAAAUCCCAGGCGAUAGCCAGAAUGACUCUUCAGCAAGCUAACAUUAGCGAAAUGAAGAAGCUAGCUUGAUAUUCUCAGUAUGAAUAUCAUGGCAGAGGCAGCAAAGACACUGAAGAAGAUGUUGUCUGAGGAAACGAGCCAGAGACCGGACAAGAGUAAAUAACAGACUGGCUUUUGCUUGUUGGCUUGAGAUAAAAGAGCUAAAAAAAAAUGCUGGUCAGACGCUCAGCGCUAGCUUUCUUGCUGUUGGACUAGUAGGUAAUAUUGCUGUCUUGAGUUGUUGCGCUUACUUGAUGUUAGGCUGUGUUAGAAAAGUUGUCGACAUGCCUAGUUUUUUUUAAUCAUAAGUAACAUAAUAAUAACAAAUGCAGGUGUACAGCUGUCCUUAUUUAUGACAAUGGUGAAUUACACUCUGAAACUGUUGGGGUGCCAAAUUGCCAACACUAAAACACUAAACCUUACAUCUUGCUUUAAAUGUUAGGAAAUGGAGAUGGAGUGAUAUAGAGUCUCCUGUAUGUAAUUCAUGUUGCCUUUGUCAGAUAAUAGUUUCUAUACUAUCUCUACAAAUAUAUCUGUAGUUUUCCCUGGUUUCAACUGGGGAAGAUCAAUAU